AUGGCUGCCUCCAAAGAAAUGGCUGUGAAAGAACCUCAGCCAUCUGAAAUUCGUGAAAUUGAAGAACCGAAAACCAUUGUGGAUAUCAUGAACCAUAUCCAGGCUAUCUCUAAAGCUAUUCAAAGUCUGGAAAAGAAGUUUGAUGACAUGAAUAACAAAGUAACGAAGAUUUAUUACUCUCGUUCCAGAUCCUUUUGGCAUUACCCUCCUUUAAAGUCAGUAGUUAGAAGAUACAAUUACCUGUCAUCUAAAAGACUUAAACUCAUGAAAGAGAGCCGAGUAGAUCAGGAAGACACUUACUCCUUUCCUCAAAGUUACAGUCCAACUUCACCAGUCCGCAGAAGGGAUGAAGAGAGCCUUGAUAUAGAGAACGAUGAGAUUAUAGAUUACACCCGGACGUACCAGUACUCUGAUUCUGUUGACAACGCCCAGAUGUUCCAGUACCCUGAUUCUAUUGACAAUGCCCAGACGUACCAGUACUCUGAUUCUAUUGGCAACGCCCAGACGUACCAGUACUCUGAUUCUAUUGGCAACGCCCAGACCUUCCAGUAUGCCGAUUCUAUCGACAAUGCCGAAAGUAUCCAGAACACUAAGAAUGAUGCUGUUUUCCAUUAUGAAGAUUCCCAGAGAGUGGUGUGUAUCAGUUCAUCAGAGAGUGACUUUCAAGCAUCUCCACUGAGUCCUAUAUAUACUGCCCAAAACUACCAACAGUAUUGCCGAUUUAAAAAAUCUCCUGGCUCUUCUACAAUGACCCACUACAGUGACUUGGAAAAUCCCAACUUGGACACCACCACUUCUUCCACUUCAACAAUGAUGAAAGAAAGCACCCUACCUCAAGGGGAGCUCAUCCCCAUCCAGAAUCCUGAAAUGAAGCGAUUGGCCUUACUGGAGGCCCAGAGUACACCUGUGAUUGAUCCUAAUACUUUUGGUUUGUCAUCCAAAUGUACCAAAGCUGUUGUGAGAGACCUUGGAAAGCCUUUAAACUGGUCUGUGAAUGACGUGAUAACAUUUCUGAACCGUUUAGAUCCUCCGUUGGCAGAUCAACUCUACGCCACCAUCAGAGAACAUGACAUUGAUGGGAAAGCCUUGCUGUUGCUCAGUACUGAUGUAAUGAUAAAAUAUGUGAGGAUGAAGGUGGGAGUAGCCUUGAAGCUCAGCAGCUACAUUCAAAAGCUUAAAAAAGGAGUAAACUGUAAGCCCGAAGUAACAUAUGGGCCCACUUUGGCUAGAAGUGACUGUGUGAGCUCACCUGCCUGGGUGGGCAUAGGUGUGAAUGACCAGUCUGCUGGUAUGGACAGUGUCAGAGGUCCUUGCAGGAAUUAUAAAGGUUCCAAGGACCCUGGUGCAGACGAAGAAGUGGCACUAGCCCCUGGACUUCACUUGCAAGUGCUCAUUGCCGUGAGUCACUGGUUGGGUUUAAAGCCUCUUCUUACUGCCACACCAUUGAUUAAGGGACUCUCACUGGUGCUUCUCUUGGAUAUGCUGUUGUCCUGUGUGGUGGAGAUCCUGCAGUUUUGCAUCUGUAGCCUGAAUCAAGGAGCAGCACCGGAGUCUGGCUCAUUCACACUCACACAAGAACCAGCUCUACUGCCUUGUCAAGCCAAAGUACAGGGCCCUCUCUCCCACGUGGCAGACAAGGAGGGGCAGGGUCAACUCCCCUGCUCUCAUACCCUCGCCCAGCUCACCUGUGCCACCACCAGCAUGGUCAGCUUUAGGGUGCUGUCCUGGCAGGGUGUAUGGCCCCCUCUCCUAUGUGCUGCAGUCAGUGAUGGAUAG
Messenger RNA from Arvicola amphibius (Eurasian water vole), 1776 nucleotides. RefSeq names its product Scm polycomb group protein like 1 (gene Scml1). The record is from RefSeq and is a predicted model, not a curated record. The transcript is spliced from 9 exons. Gene Ontology annotation, molecular function: protein binding. Bases 1 to 1776 code for a protein of 591 amino acids. Lineage: Eukaryota; Metazoa; Chordata; Mammalia; Rodentia; Cricetidae.